This is a messenger RNA of Linum tenue, 1939 nucleotides long. NCBI's taxonomy places the organism in Eukaryota, Viridiplantae, Streptophyta, Magnoliopsida, Malpighiales, Linaceae. The record is from the annotation of a GenBank genome assembly.
UUUCAAUUUCCUUCUUGGUUUCUGCUUCUUGUUCAGCAGAUGGUGGUUGGGGUAUAGUUGGAAGACAAUUCAUGUCCAUCUGUAUUUAAUUUCAUUUGGCCGGCUUUAUCUAGUCUCCGAUUGUUUCAAAGUGUGGUAGCACAUCUCCUUUUGUUCCUUUCGCUUUAUUUUUUUUAUUUUUUUUUUACCUUCGGUUUCCCCGUUUCCUGUGGUUGUUGGAGCCAUAUGAUAGGGAGACAUUUGGAGUUCGGGUAUGUAAUUUUUGGGGGGAAGUCGGUAAUUUUCUUACCCAGCUUCCUUUUCUUCUGUUUCUGGUUUCUUUUGGGUUCUGUCAGAGACCGAGAUUGGAAGGGAGGAAUUCUUAUGGGUAUGAAGACACUGUAUUUCAAGGAACAUGAAGGGAUAGCUCAAAACCCAGUUGGGCACCUCUCGGCUGCUGCGCCAUCGAUGCCCUCCUGGUGGAAUGUAUUGGGAUCUCAUACUGCUUACGUGGAUUCCCAAUUGAAGACUAUGUCUGUGGACCAACAACCUACGGCUGGAGACCAGGUGGUCACUGCCACUGACCAAGGUCAAGGUGGUUUGCUGGAUAAGGAGAUUCCUACGGAGUUCAAUAUCUUCCCAGGUUCUCCAGGCGAUGGAAAAUCCAUCAAUGAGGAGCAGAAGUCUCUGCCUGCUCAGUCAUUCUUCUCUGUUCAAGCAACCCUGGCUGCUCAGUUUGACAUUGGAUAUGGUCAGCCAAUGAUCUGUGCAAAGCAUCCUCCUGUGGAUCAAUAUUAUGGCAUCUUCUCAGCAUAUGGACCACAAGUUCCGGGACGGAUUAUGCUGCCAAUGGACAUGAGCACAGAUGAAGGACCAAUUUAUGUUAAUGCUAAGCAGUAUCAUGGAAUCCUCAGGCGUCGCAAAUCUCGUGCAAAAGCUGAACUGGAGAAUAAAGCAAGCAGAGCUCGCAAGCAAUACAUGCACCACUCACGCCAUCUCCAUGCAAUGCGUCGACCAAGGGGAAGCGGUGGGCGUUUCUUGACCAAACAGGAGAUCGACAAAAUGGCAAAAGAUCAAGGAAACAACUUCCAGCUGUCUAAGCCGGCUGGUUCCCAGAGUUCAGGAGGCCUGCAGUCUGACAGUGGGUCAGCAAACUCCUCAAAGGAAAGAAAUGGUGCUGGAGGUGGACUGAAUCUUUCAGGGCGGUCAUCAUCUGAAGUAACCAGCAUGUUCUCUAGAGAAGAUAUGGUGGGUUGCUUCCAGAUCAAGACACCACCACCAUUCCACUCUUUCCCUGGCAUGAUGAACACUGGUGGGCAUGGCUUCGUGAUGCCCAGCAAAUGGGUUGCUGCUGUAGUUGACAACUGCAGCAGCAACCUUAAAGUCUGACAACAAAGUGAGGGGUUCGCCUCAAGGGGAUUUGGUUUUUGCAGUGCUCAAGUUCCUGCUUUCCAAGUCCCCACCCCUUCCUGCAGCCUUAAUACGGAGAAGCUUCAUAUAGCUUUGGAUAUUUUGGUUGCUAGGCAAAUCAUUCUUGGCUCACGUGCAUCAAAGUGGCUUAUCAUUACCAGUUUUACUCUUAUGAACUGUUCAUGAGAUGAUCAAGACUGUUUUGGAGGCCACUGGUGCACUGUAAUAUAUUAUGGUUUGGUUUUAGUUCAUGAAAAUGAAAAGAAGCUAAACCAAUGUAACUCGGUGUGUCUUUCUAUCGAUCGAAUAAGGAACGUGACAUUCGGUUUGGUUCUGAACUUUAAUUUGUAAUUGGCUUGUAAUGCUCUGAAUCGGUGUGGUUUGUUUCUGAAAACUUUCCUGGUUAUGUAAUUUGUUUGUGGCUUUGGAUUGUGAAACUGAAUUUAUGUUGCUCCCGGGUCUAUCCAGGGUAUGCUAUAAUGCUAUGCUUUGAAUGUUAAGAACACAUUUGAGUUUACUCUAUAGCUUUCCUAUUCUUCCUUUCAACUUG